This is a messenger RNA of Diabrotica virgifera virgifera (western corn rootworm), 3720 nucleotides long. RefSeq lists its product as uncharacterized. Bases 1 to 3720 code for a protein of 1239 amino acids. NCBI's taxonomy places the organism in Eukaryota, Metazoa, Arthropoda, Insecta, Coleoptera, Chrysomelidae. The transcript has 3 exons. The record is from RefSeq and is a predicted model, not a curated record.
AUGUUACCUUGGUUGAACAAGCAUCCUUUAAUUUCAGAUAAUUUAGUUGUCGCUAGAAGAAGGUUAGAUACUACUUUAAAUCAGUUGAAAAAGUCCAAUUUGUUUGAAUCGUAUAAUUUAAUAUUCAAUGAGUGGUUGAACGAGGGUGUGAUCGAAAUAGUAAAUAAUCCCGAAGAGAAUAAUUGUGUGCACUAUUUGCCUCACAGGCCCGUUAUUAAGAAUACUAGCGAAACCACAAAAAUUAGGCCAGUCUUUGAUGCAUCAUCUCAUGAACAGGAUCGUCCUUCUUUGAACCAGUGUUUAGAGGUAGGGCCUAAUCUUAUUGAACUUAUUCCUUCUGUGUUAUUACGAUUCAGACAACAAAAAAUAGGUGUUGUGUCGGAUAUUCGAAAGGCUUUUCUUCAAUUUUCUGUACAUUCGAAGGACAGAGAUUUUUUGAGGUUCCUAUGGAUGGAUCUAAACAAACUAAACAAAGUUUCUGUUGUUAAGAAAGAAGACAAACCGAUUACAAAACUACAGCAACUGGAAGUUGACAAACCAUAUAAAAUAAUAAACAGUAAAAUCGUCAACACUGCAUUUGGCCAAUCGGUGCUUCUAGAAUUAGAGGAAAGUGUGGUGUUCCUACCGAAGCGGGUUACCGAGGACUACACCCCCUAUAUAGAUCAGUUGAGGACAGAAAAGUACGCUGUCGUAUUCAGAGGCCUGAAUAACGACCAGGCUUGUUUUGCUUGGGCCAUUGUAUCAGCCCUAUAUUCAGUUAACAUAAACACUAACAAAACUACUUCAUAUCCUCAUUACACCACUGUCCUUAAUUUAAAAGGUCUUACAUUUCCAGUAACUCUAAAUCAAAUUUCCCUCUUUGAAAAAAAUAAUGAAAAUAUUUCCGUUAAUGUUUUCGAGUUAAAUGUUAAAGAUGAGCUUUUCAAUUUUUCGGUACUUCCUGUGAGAUUAACUAAACAAAAACGGGAAAAACAUGUCAAUCUGUUGAUAGUUCAAAAUAAAUAUUAUUUUAAUAAUGAAGUGGACAACGUCGGACCAUGGAGUGGUGGACGUGAUGAAGAUCUAAUACAUUUUCACUAUAUUUGGAUAAAAGAUUUAGGCAAACUUGUCAAGUCACAACUUUCUAAACACAAUGGAAAGAAAUAUAUAUGUGACAGAUGUCUUAAUUAUUUUUAUACAAAAGAAAAGUUGGAUGCUCAUAUCAUCUACUGUGAAAAGAUAGAUGACUGCAAAAUAAGUUUCACCAAAGAACCAUAUGUCAAAUUUAAAAACUUUGUUUACAAAGAAAAAUUGCCAUUCCUAGUAUACGCAGAUUUUGAAUCACUGCUCGUUCCUCUUCGCGCAUCCCACUCAACACCAUCAACUACGUCAACGCAUCCAUAUCAAAGACACACAGCGUACAGUGCCGGAUUAUAUUUUAAGUGUAAUUAUGACGAUAAUUUUUCAUUCUACAAAAGUCAUGUGGGUUUGGAUUGUAUGUCAUGGUUUUCACAUGAAAUUGACAAUUUAGCUCAAUUUAUUCAUUCAAAAUUAAUAAAUAUUCAACCCAUGAACGUUGAAGUAAGUUUAAAAGAUGCUACUGAGAGAUGUCACAUUUGUAAUAGAAAAUUUUUGGAGAAGGAUCGAAUUGUAAGAGACCAUUGUCAUUUGACUGGCAAUUUUAGAGGUUUUGCACACAAUGGGUGCAAUUUAAAUUAUAAAAAAACAUUUGUGGUUCCAAUAGCCUUCCACAAUAUGAGUGGUUACGACUCGCAUUUCAUAAUAAAGGAUUUAGCGAAAAUGUACGACAUUUCCAUUUUACCAGUCAACAAAGAAAAAUAUAUUAGUUUCACAGUUUACCAUAAAAAGACAAAUAUUAGAUUCCGGUUCAUUGAUACUUUUAGAUUUAUGGGGAGUUCAUUAGAUAGCUUAGUUUCAACUUUGAAGCCAGAAAAUUUUGGAAUUUUAAGAAAACAAUUUCCAAAUUUAGAUGAUGAAACGUUUAAGUUGUUAACUAAAAAAGGAGUAUUCUUUUAUGAUUAUUUAGAUAAAAUUGAACGGUUGGAUGAAACAAAGUUGCCAAAUAAAGAAAAAUUCUACAAUAAACUGAACGAUGAGCAUAUAUCAGAUUCAAAUUAUGCUCACGCUAAAUUAGUGUGGGAGAAAUUUAACAUGAAGACUCUUUGGGAUUACAGUAAUUUAUACAUGAAGACAGAUAUACUUCUUUUGGCUGUAGUUUUCGAAACUUUUCGAGACACAUGCUUCAAGACAUAUGGAUUAGAUCCAGGACACUACUAUACCAUCCCAGGUUUUACAUGGGAUGCAAUGCUCAAGUAUACAGGAUGUCACUUGGAAACUAUACAAGAUGUUGAUAUGCUUUUAUUCUAUGAACGAGGUAUACGUGGAGGUAUAUCACAGUGUUGUAACCGGAUGGGGGAGGCUAACAACAAAUACAUGAUGAAUUACGAUCCAUCUAAACCUUCUAAAUAUCUCAUGUACCUUGAUGUUAACAAUCUAUAUGGUUGGGCGAUGAGUGAACCUCUCCCUUAUGGAGGUUUCCAUUGGGAUGAUACAAAUAUCGAUGUUAUGUCAAUACCUGACGAUGCAAAAGAGGGAUACAUUCUUGAAGUUGAUCUCUCUUAUCCAGAAAACUUACAUGACUACCAUAAAGAUUUACCGUUUUGUGUAGAGCAUUGCAAACCUCCUGGUUCCAAACAAUCUAAACUCUUGUCCACUCUGUACAAUAAAACUAACUACGUUAUUCACUACAGGAACCUAAAACAGGCUAUAUCACAUGGAUUAGUUCUUACUAAAAUUCAUAAGGUAUUGAGAUUCAAGCAAAUGACUUGGUUAAAAGGUUACAUUGCUCUUAAUACACAAUUGAGGGCUCAAGCUAAAACAAGCUUUGAGAAAAACUUAUACAAGCUCAUGAACAACGCUGUAUUCGGGAAGACCAUGGAGAACCAAAGGAAGCAUAGGCUGGUGAAACUAGUAAAUAAAUGGGAGGGACGCGUAGGUGCUCGAAAUUUGAUUGCUAGCCCGAAGUUUCAUAGUCGCGUUAUUUUCGAUCAAUCAUUAAUGGCAGUAGAAUUAAAGAAAGCUGAAAUUAUUUUUAAUAAACCAUUGUAUGUUGGAAUGGCAAUUUUAGAACUUUCUAAAACCUGCAUAUAUGAAUUUCAUUAUGACUAUAUGUUACAAAAAUUCCCAUUAAAUCAAAAUAAAUUGCUUUAUAUUGAUACUGAUGGAUUGAUUUAUGAAACUGAAUGUAAUGAUAUAUACGAGGAAAUGAUUAAGCCUGACAUUCAUAGAUUUGAUACAAGCGAUUAUCCCCCAAAUAAUCCUUGGAAUAUUCCUUUAGUAAACAAAAAAGUGCCAGGUCUAAUGAAAGAUGAGAAUAACUCAAAAAUCAUGACUCACUUCGUUGGUCUUCGUUCAAAGCAAUAUACAUAUAAAGUGGCUGGGGAGAAAGAUGUUAAAAAGUCGAAAGGGGUUAAGAUGAAUGUUGUAAAGAUGAAAAUUAACUUUGAUGAUUAUUUGAAUUGUUUGAAAAGUUUUCGUGAAACUGCCGAAACAAAAUCACUUUUUUAUGCAACACAGCGUUGUAUACAAUCUAAAUUACAUGAAGUUUACAGUAUUGAGCAAACUAAAAUAGCCUUAAACCCUUUUGAUGACAAACGGCACUUACUCUCCAACACUUUUGAUACGUUGCCCUGGGGCCACUACAGUAUAACACAUAGGUGA